This is a messenger RNA of Suillus clintonianus, 1037 nucleotides long. RefSeq lists its product as uncharacterized. The record is from RefSeq and is a predicted model, not a curated record. The coding region runs from base 407 to 778 and encodes 123 amino acids. The transcript is spliced from 3 exons. NCBI's taxonomy places the organism in Eukaryota, Fungi, Basidiomycota, Agaricomycetes, Boletales, Suillaceae.
CUGACAUAAUCAUUGAGCCUUACUCAACGUGCGGUCAAAAGGUGCGUCGUCAACAUUUGUUGACACCUCUUUCUCCCUCGUCUUUUUACAUAAGCUCUAGUAUACCAAAUCCUCCAUACGAAAUUAAGACCUGACAACGCCGCCUCCGCCGGUGCAUCCAAUCUCACCCAAUCUGUCCCAGCGCCUACCUCCAACCAAUCCUCAAGGUCUCACCGGCACCCUCCGUCAACGAAGAGUUACUUACCAUCACUGUAUUUAGGCCGUCGUCAUCAAAAAGUUCUGCCUCGUCUUCAUUGAGAAGCAGGUACUGGAUUGCAAGAUUGCCCAUCAAGGACUGGACUAAAUCUAAUGACUGAGCCUACGGGGGAUUAUUGUUGCAUAGACUAAAUUUUCGUCACUAUUGCAAAUGUAUUUUAGACUCCGAAAUAUUAUAUUCUGGAUUAUUUUGCCUACGGAAAGUCAUCCAAUGUUCACCCACGAUGCAAUUAUCCAAGGCUGUCUUGGUGAGUCCAAGGAAGACUUGGAGGUGGAUUGCCAAGCGCCCCAGCAAGUCCAUUUUGAGCACGCCUCGGAUGAGAACGAAUGGGAGCCCGGUAGUGGAAUUGCCUAUUUUAGUUUGCUGCCGCAUGCCGCCCGAGCUUGUCGAUCGUGUUUUUGGUUUGCUGACGCGCUGCGUAUCAGUCUUACCGAAGGAAGCGGGGAGUACAGUAAUGUGUUGCGGGGAGUUGCGUUGAGCCUCUUCAGAUGCUAUGCGAUUCGCUGCGGCACAGACGUUUGAGUUAAACCAUCAUUGAUUCGUAGAUGAGUGAUCCACUAGGCAAUUGAGUUUGUCGUGGCCUUCGGUCAUGAAUGGAGUAUGCCGAGCAUAGUAUAAAAAUGUGAACGGAGAUCUAUUCGAGGUUGGCCCAGGUUAAUGUCGACACGCGAGCUCGGGGUAUCGAGGUAUCAAUGAGGCUUCGAGCCGGAUCAUGAGCGCUCAGACGGGUAGCUUGGCACCGCGUCUAGAAGCCUGAGCUUGGAUGAGGUACUGGAAGUCU